Molecule: messenger RNA, 1767 nt
Organism: Schistosoma turkestanicum
Lineage: Eukaryota; Metazoa; Platyhelminthes; Trematoda; Strigeidida; Schistosomatidae
Source: the annotation of a GenBank genome assembly
AUCUAAACAAUAAUUUUCAAGAUUCAAACAAUACUCACACGAUAUUAUUGGUUUCAUAUGACAAUCAAAAGCAAUUAUCUAUGCGUAAAUAAACAUGAAUACCACAUAACUUCAUUGUCUUCAGUCUUAAUGUUUUAUUUUUUAACACACUCUAAUUUCUGCUCAGAAAAUUAAUCUUGGAAAAGCUCUCUUAUUUUCCAAACCAGUAACGGAAAUAGGGUGACAUGAUCCACUUCCCUUACCAAUUGAAACCCUUGACGCUUGUGGUGGAGAUCUAAAGAAGUUUUUUUGGUGAUGAUAGAAAUACUCUACACCUAGAAAACCUGAAAUCGUGUAUGAUAACAGUAUUAUUUUGAUAUCAUGGCAAAUAGUGAAAACACUGGAUUGUCAAAAGUUACAGUUGCUGGAACUGUUUUUGGCACUGGAUAUUUGAGCUACGGGCGUAUAGACAAGCGUACCUUUCUAAGUGCCCUCCUAGGUGCCGGAUUAGGAUUCGCACUAGGUGUUUUUUCACAUGGUCUGUUGAAUGGCUUAUUGCUGUUCUUGAGACGUGAUAAACAGAGUGAACAGUUACGUCAUGUGACUGAACAAUUAGCUAGUGUUAGAGCGGAAUUAUUGGAAUUGCGUAAUGAAUUAUAUAAUACUAACACAAAGCGUUUGGACAGCAAAGAUAAUGAUGGUGUCCUACCAAUUUUUGCAUCCGAUGAUGACGAUGACCUAGAUGAUUACGAAAACUUUUUCGAUGUGGAAAAUGUCGGUGAUGACCCGAACUUAUCAGUCCAGUCUGGAAGAUUUCCAAGGGAAGUUUUAUCGUCAACAAACUCAUUUCAAAGUAUCGGCAGUCAAUUAAGUGAUGGCUCUUACUGCUCAAUGACAAUCCAAGUUCCAGCCAAUGUGCUGGAGGAAAUCGACAAGCUAACUGAUUAUGCUUUAGGUGAGUAUCCAUCAGGUGAAUUACAAACGCAUCCUAGUGAAAAUGAUAUUGAUCCAGGCAUACAAGCUUAUGCUAGAUGUUUAGUAUACAUGCAAAAGUAUCGUUAUUGCCCUGAAUUCUUGUGGCGUUUAGCCCGUGCUACUUACAUAGCCAGUGAAGGAGCACCAUCAGAUGAAGAUGUGCAACAAGGUGGAAACGGAUCAUACGGCCACCACUCUUUAAAUGACAUCGCUUAUAAAGUGAAAACACGUCGCCAGUUUAUUGAGUCUGGGAUAAAAUAUGCACGUCGAGCGCUAAGUCUUGUACAAAAAGUUCAUCCAUCACAUUUGGACAACGAUCCAACAAAACUAGCUCCAAUAUAUAAAUGGUUAGCUAUUUUACUUGGUGUCUACUCAUCUUACCUAAGUGCUCAACAAAGAAUACAGUAUGGUUAUGAAUUUAAGGAAUUAAUUGAUACCGCUAUCAAACUUGACCCUUCUGAUGCCCUAUCCCAUUAUCUACAAGGUCGAUGGUGUUAUGAGGUGUAUAACAUUUCAUGGAUUGAACGCCAAAUUGCAUCAAGGUUAUUUGGCAAGCCCCCGACAUCUACCAUUGAAGAAGCCGAGAUAGCAUUUGAAAAAGCUGAGAAGCUGCGCCCGGAUCACUACGCUGCACUUUAUUUGUAUCAAGCGAAAUGUUCCAUAUGUUAUUCCGAUUACAAAACCGUACAGCGUAAAUUAGACAAAGCUCGAUGUUUAUUAGCUCAACCUAGAUAUCCUAUGCCUCAUACGGAUACUGGUUCUGUACAACAAGAGGUAGAUCAACUGUACGCUAAAUACUCUGGAUACUCGUGA